UUCUUUUUCAUUUUUAUGUGUGUUGAUUUUCAUUUUUUCAAUGUAAUGGAAUUUUUUUUUAUUUCUAUUAUGAUUAGUAAUUAUAAUUAAUUGAACUAUCACAAUGCCAAAGACUGGUUCAAUCUCUAAAAUGUCCGAAACAGGGAAAAAGAAAAGAUCAAGUGGAAAUGUUAAAUCUCCUGCCGAGUUUAUCUUGAAAUCAAUGGUUGACCGGGAUCCCAAAAAACGUAAAGUUAAACCCAACAGUAACCUACUCUACCUUGAUCUUCUUGCUGAUUCGUCCUCAGAUGAUGAAGAAUAUCUUCCCAAAUCUAAAGAUAUCGCGGCUGCUGAAAAAGAUGAUGAUUUGGAUGAGGAUGAGGAUGAUGAUGAUGAUGACGAUGACCCUGAUGGCGAAGACGAUGAAGAAGGUGAUGAAGAGGAAGAUGCAGAAGAAGAUAAGAAAAAACAGAAAGACAAAUCUUCUAAAACGUCCAUGUUAUUAAAUGAUUUCCAUUCCAAGGAUGAUUUUCUAAAAGGCUCAAAUGAUCUUUCAUCAAUUAAAUUUGAAUUACCAACUAAAGUAACCAAGUUAUUAGUUUGCUCAGUCUGUAUGGGUGAUGUUUCCCAUGAAACCGAUGAAAUAGUCGAAUGUGACUCGUGCGGUAUUACUGUACAUGAAGCAUGUUAUGGAGUAACUAAUGACACAGAUAGUGAUGCAGACUCAGUUAAUUCCAAUGCAAGCUCAGCCUCAACUGAACCCUGGUUUUGUGACGCUUGUCUUGCCAAUGUAACUAAUCCAGUCUGUGAUCUUUGUCCAAACACUGGUGGUAUAUUUAAACAAACCGAUGUCAAAAGAUGGGUCCAUCUUGUUUGUGCUCUUUAUAUUCCUGGAGUUGCCUUUAAUGAUACUAGUCAUCUAAGCGGUGUAACUCUAUUUGAAUUAUCUUAUGAUCGAUGGGGUGCUCGAACUUGUACACUAUGUGAAGAUGAACGUCUCUCUAGAACUGGUAUUUGCGUCUCUUGUGAUGCCGGAAUGUGUAAAUCUUAUUUCCAUGUUACUUGUGCCCAAUCCCAUGGAUUACUUGCUGAAGCACAAAGUACAGAGGAAACUGAAUUAGUUGAUCCAUUUUAUGCUCACUGUAAAGUACAUGCUGGAGAUAAGGUUGCUGUCAAGGCUAAAAGGAGAAAUUGGUUAGCACUUCAAUCAAGAAUGAAGAUAAAAAAACAACAACAAGAAAAAUCUCACAAUGAAAGGAUUAUUAGAAAAUUACAAAAAGCUAGACUUAAAUGGGCAAAAUUAGAUGAGACGAAACAACCUUCAUGGAUACCAACGAAAAAAAUGUCUCGUCUUCUAACUACAAGUGCAUCUGCCGUACGAAAACUCAUUAAAAAAGCUGAACUUCUUGGAAUGAGUCCACAAACUCAAUACAUCGCUGCUCAAGAUGUAGAUAUAAGAAAGAAAUGGCAUCUGCCUCCAGCCUUUUCUGUUGAAUUUGUUUCAUAUUAUUUAGAUCGUAAUAAUCGGAUAAAUAGUAUGCAGAAAAGGAUCGAUGAACUUAAAAACCAAUGCCGCCAAUUUAAGGGAGCUGAAAAUCCAACUCGACAACGUUACGAAGAGUUAACUUACCUUGUGAAUCAGUAUAAAAGCAAAAAUAUCGAAUUAAAACAAUCUUGUCGAAAUAUUUGGACACUUUUGGGCUCUCUCGCAAAAGAAAAUGUACCCAUACCUAGGAUAUUAGAAGAUGAUUAUGUAGAAAAGCGCGAUGAAGAAUCUGGUACAGGAGAUCAGAUCGGUGAAUCUGCAACCUCAUCUCCGUUAAAUCUUUUGGUUGAAUGUGGUCUCUGUCACCGUAGUCACGAUUUUCAAAAGUUAGCACUUUGCGACUCUUGUAAACUUCAUUAUCAUCUUUAUUGUCUCGAUCCACCUCUCAAACGGAUGCCCAAAAAAACGCGAUUCGGAGGAUGGCAAUGUUCUGAUUGUACUGAAAAAGAAGAGGAGGAAGACGAGGAAAGUUCAGAAAAAAGUGAUGGCGAUGAAACUGGAGCCACUGAUAGUUUUGUUGAUUCGGCAAAAAAGCGAAGGAGACUUAGGGAACAUGUUAAAGGUCCAAAUAAAUUCGUACCUGAUGCAGACACAACUGGUACAACAACCGAACCUGUAAAGAAAAAGAGAGGUAGAAAAAAGAAAAACAAACUAAAAGGUGUUCGAAAAGAGAAGAAAAAUAAGAUUAAGCGGGAUUCAGCCAACGAAGAUGAUGAACCCGCCGGUCGGGAUAAUACAGUCAAUCGUAAAGGUACAAUAAGCAUGGGUCCUAAUAAUAGUAUCUUGGUCUCUCUUGAACCCGUUAAAAGAGUUGUCAGAACGGAGGAAGAAUGUAGUAAAUGUAAAAUAACAUCAAAAUCGAGUCUUCUUGUUCAAUGUGAUCAGUGUUUGAUGUUUUAUCAUUUCGCCUGUUGUAAUCCACCAUUAAGAAAGAAUCCAAAAAAGAAAGGAUAUCAAUGGUUCUGCGAGGAAUGUGACGACAGUGAUGAGGAAAGUGAAGCCGAAGAAGAGGAUGAUAAUGAGGAUGAUAAAGAAAAGGAAGAAGAAGACGACAACGAUGAAGAAGAAGAUGAAAGCGAAAAGAUUGAUGACAAACAAAGUAGUGAUGUUAAAUCAGACCGAAAGGAUUACUUAAAUGAACCAAUUAAACAAAAGGAUACAAAACAUCAUAAUUCUCACCAUAAUCACCACCACCAUCACCACCACCAUCAUCAUCAUCAUCAUCAAUCUACCUCAAUGGUAAACGGAAAUAAUGGAAACUCUUCACACCUUAAAGAAAAUGGAAAGUUAGUUAUCCGUCUAAAAGACAAUCGAAAUUAACCAAGAUACUUAGCAGAACAAUUAAAACUUCAUUGCCUUUUUUUCACCUCAUUUAGGGCUGAUGACAAAGAAAAUUGGGAUUAACUGGAUUUGACUUUACAAAAUAAUAAUUAUCGCCAAGAACAACCUGAGCAUGAUUAUUAUUAUUAUCAUUUCUAUUACAAUUAUUACAACAAUUAUAUAAUAAUGAUAAUUACUGGUGAGUAAAUCUCAUGCAGUGAUUUGUAUUUUUUCACCUAGAAACCUGUAUAAAAUUAUUUGAAUCACUUGAUUAAUUUUCAACUGAUAAGCCCAAGGAUAACCACAAAGAGGAAACAAACAAUUAAUCAAGAAACGGAAUCUUAAUUUCCUUAUUAUCUCAUAAUCUUCAAAAAAAAAAGAUCCCCAAAGCGUAAAAGAAGCUGAAAAAAUUAAUCCAAAUGAUAACCAAUUAACUGUUUGAAUAGACAAAUCAUCAUCAUCAUCAUCAUCACCACCACCAAAAUCAUCAUCAUCGUCAACAAUUCUUUAGUUUAUUUACUUUAAUUACUCAAUUUGUAUUUUGUUUUGUUAAUUUAUCCUUUCCAAUUAAUCUAAAUAUUUUUGGCUUGGAUUUUGUGUCACAAAAGUCAAACAUACAAACAACAAGAAGGAAAAAAACAUAGAAUCAAAGCUGUGAUAAAAUCAUAAAUUCCCUCAACAAUUUCAUUGAAAUAAUCAAUCACCAGAACCAAUCACUUCCACCUUAAAUUUACCACCACAACCAUAACCAAACAUACAAAUAAAACUGAAACAGUUAAUUGUCUAACCUAAA
Molecule: messenger RNA, 3638 nt
Organism: Panonychus citri (citrus red mite)
Lineage: Eukaryota; Metazoa; Arthropoda; Arachnida; Trombidiformes; Tetranychidae
Product: PHD finger protein 14-like
Exons: 5
Coding region: 104-2845 (913 amino acids)
Biological process (GO): regulation of transcription by RNA polymerase II
Source: RefSeq, a predicted model, not a curated record